This is a messenger RNA of Trichoderma breve, 1107 nucleotides long. RefSeq lists its product as uncharacterized. The transcript is spliced from 4 exons. The record is from RefSeq and is a predicted model, not a curated record. Lineage: Eukaryota; Fungi; Ascomycota; Sordariomycetes; Hypocreales; Hypocreaceae. The coding region runs from base 1 to 1107 and encodes 368 amino acids.
AUGGGAGCCGUAUAUCGCAACGCCACACUGACUGUCUCAGCUCUUGUUUCAGCAAAAAGCACGAGCGCAAAGCUUAUGGUAUAUGAAGACAGCUCGAGAGAUGAGGAGGUCGAAGUGGACUGGAAGUCGCAAGAGGAAGAAAAUUUGCGACGUCUCAUGAACGAAUCUGUACUUACCUCACGAGGAUGGACUUUACAAGAGUACAUAUUGUCUCCUCGAAAUCUUCUCUACGGCGCGAGGCAGAUAUACUGGCGGUGUCCAAACCAAAAAUUUCGGAAAGCUUCACAAGUUAUUUACUCCGACAUAUUAGCCGUGGCCCCCGAAAUUGAAUCAGAUAUAAGAGCUGUACUUGAGGAUUAUUACGAAUUAGCAGAGACUUAUUCUGCGCGCCAAUUGACUUAUGGGUCAGAUAAACAUGCUGCAUUCUCUGGUAUAGCUCAAAUGAUACAUCCAUCCAUUGGCGGACAAUACCUUGCGGGCCUUUGGACAGUUGACUUUAAGCAUGGACUGCUGUGGUAUGCGGAAAUGGCCUCUUGCCGUCAUGUUGAAUCUCAUGGAGCCCCGUCUUGGUCGUGGAUGACAACUCCAUUCGAUGUGAAAAUACUUCAAUACAACGGAAUUUCUCAAGAUGCGGUAAAACAGUUUGGUCAAGUUGAAUCAGCCUCUGUGGUUGUGGAAGGACUCACAAUGCCAUUGAUACGGAGCAAACAGCACGUUCGAGCAAGAGACCGCGAUGACCUGGUGCUUGGUAGUGUAUACUAUGACGAGCCAUCAUCCGGUGACGAUGAUGACAUGAGAAACUCGAUUUUCACAGUAGAUGAUCAAGUUUUGGGACAGGCUUUGAUUUCGCUGCAUGCUGAUCCAGGGACUGAUGACGUCGAUAUCAGUUCAAAUCUGUUCCUGGAAGACGACCUCUUGGUAUUGCUGGUUCAGGCAGAUGAAAAUGUCGAUAAUGAGAUGGAAUCUAGCUUUGGCGAAGGAAUUGUUUUACGACCAGUCAAACAUGGUUUGGAAGAUGUUUAUGAGAGGGCUGGGUAUGUUACAUUCUGGAUGCCGAGCAUGGAUUAUUUUCGAGGGUGGGCGUUAAGAUCCUUGAAAAUGAUAUAA